AAAAAAACCCCAAACCCUGUAGAAAAUAUCAAGAUAGGGGUAAAACCGAAUGCCAUAACCAAAGUUGCAGGCUGAAGUACCGGAGUCCUCUCUCCCGCAGACACAAUGGCUUCCACAAUCUCUCGCAGACUUGCAUCCAAGAUCCUGAACCCUUCUUCCUCCCCCGCUCUCUUUUCACUAUACCCCACCUCCUACCGUCUUAUCCCUGAUGAUUCCCAUCGAUCCUUCUCAAACUCUACCCCCAAUUUCACUACUUUCAAUCUCCCAUCAUCGUUUCCCACAAUUCCAGUUGGCACUAGUCACGGUUUAAUUAGAUCAAAUACCAGUUUCAACGCUAGUUUCAAAAUCCAAUCGCUAAACCCUAAUCUUUAUCAAAACCCCAAGUGUUUGUCAACCUCCAUUCCGCAAUCUGAUCCUGAAGAAACUCAAAAACCUAACGAGAAUCAAAGCCAAACCCUUGACGGAUUCAAGCACCAAGAGAUUACUGGACCUACUGUGGAACGCGAUGUUUCUGCACUUGCUAAUGAGACACGCCAAGUGCUCGAUCAAAUGACAAAGACAAUUUACACCCUUAGCAAAAGUUUAGCUCUUUUGGGUCUGUUUCAAUUGGGUCUAGGCGCUUGGAUUUCGUAUGUUACCAAGUCGACUCCUAUCCCAGAAGUAUCUGUGCAGAGCUGCUUGGCAUUUGGGUUGCCAUUUUCGUUGUCAUUCAUGCUUCGGAGGUCAUUGAAGCCAAUGAGUUUCUUCAGGAAAAUGGAGGAGCAAGGUAGGUUGCAGAUUCUGACUCUUACACUUCAAGUUGCUAAGAAUCUGAAUGUGUUUUUUGUGAGGUUGAAUGUGGUUUCGUACUUGUGUAUUGGCGUUGCUUCUCUUGGACUGCUUGUUAUUGCACUAUAUUGAUGGCUUGUAUUGAUAUUUUUCAGUUUUGACAAUACAAUGAACCAUAUGUUGUUAGUAAUUCAGUCGAAAUCCCAUAGUUUUCUACAAUAAAUAUGAAUACGGAUUUUGAAUCA
Messenger RNA from Lactuca sativa (garden lettuce), 1013 nucleotides. RefSeq lists its product as uncharacterized. NCBI's taxonomy places the organism in Eukaryota, Viridiplantae, Streptophyta, Magnoliopsida, Asterales, Asteraceae. The record is from RefSeq and is a predicted model, not a curated record.